AUGUCAACCCGCCGCUACCGCUCGGCAAUUGCUUGCGAAUCGUGCCGCCGCCGCAAAGUCCGCUGCAGUCUUACGGUCACGGGGAUUCCGUGUAUUGGGUGUGCGCAGGACCGCGCCGAGUGCGUGGUUGAUGAAAGGAGGAGUUUGACGUUGAGUAGGGUUCAAGAGCGGAGGGCUCGGCAGUCGCAUUCGCAGCCGCAUUCACCUGGGCAUAGAUCUAAUGAUGCUCUGCCGUCGAGUCAACCGUUUAACAGCCAUUUUCGUCAUGUUGAACCAUCAGAGUCACCCUCGCAUGCCAGUGACCGGAUACAAGAUGAAGAGCGCAACGGGCUUGAAAUUGCAGCUGCUGCACUGGGUCAGCGUGAAGGUGUUGGGCAGGUUCCUUUUUAUACUGGCGACCAGACCGGCAUAACAUCAACCCUGGACCUCUGCUCCCCCGAACAACAUCUCCCGCGGCACCUGCUCCUUCCCAUGCACAUGCCUGCCGCCUCGCUCUCCGACUCGCUCUCCGACCAAGAUAGAGAAUAUCUAGCGAGUAAGGGUGUGUUCACGCUACCCGGGAAGGAGGCGUGCGAUAGUCUGAUCCGUGCGUACUUUCGCCAUGUGCAUCCGAUCAUGCCGAUUAUUGAGGCAGAUGGGUUGUUGGGUGCUGUUGCGGCGGGGAGGUUUGAGGAUUAUAAUGUGUUGUUGGUGUGGAGUGUGUUUUUCGCUGCUGUUAAUUUCAUCCCGAUACCGAUAUGCCAGAGCGAGGGCUACGAAUCCCGGAAAGCGAUGAAAGCAGCCAUGUACUCAUGCGCAAGGUCCAUGUACAACCACACCACCGACCGAAUCACCCUCCUCCAAUCCUCCCUCCUCCUCGGCUUCUGGCACUCUGAGACAGACCAACAUGCAGCCCCCUGGUACUGGACCGGCAUCUCCGUCAACAUGUGCCAGAUCCUUGGCCUCCACCGCAACCCCGACAACACUAACAGCACUAGCACAACCCGCCGCAACGCCUCGAUCACAGACCGCCAGCGGCACCUCUGGCGACGCCUCUGGUGGACGUGUUUCUUCCGCGACCGCUGGCUGAGCCUUACGCUGGGCCGGCCGAUGAGGAUUGAUCUAAAUGAUUGUGAUAUGCCGAUGGCGAGGGCGGAGGAUUUGUUGAGUGAUCUUGAGGGUGUGGAGAGGGGUGUGAAGGAGGCGUUUCUACCAAGGGAUUUGGAGAGGAUGGCGGGGUUUUGGGUGAUGUUAGUGGAGAUGAGCAAGGUAUUGGGGAAGGUGCUGAAGCUGAAUUAUCAGGCAUUGAGGGGGAGACCUGGGUUGGGGGAGGUUGAGGCUCUGGAGGCGCAGAUAUUAUCUUGUCGGUGUCCGGAUGUUGGUGAUGAUAAUGGGUCUGGGUUGAGCCGGGAGGCUUUUUUUUAUGUUUAUCAUUUGCAGCUGCAUUACCAAGCGAUUCUCAUCAUGUUCUACCGCCCCUACGGAACCGAAUCACCAGAAGGUCUCCAUCCAGCACAGCAACAGAAAUGGCAGCACCGAAUGCGCCGCGAGGCCGACACAGCAGCUUCCCGAACAAACGAUAUCCUUGACAUGCUGGCCCAGGAGAAUCUCCUCGAAUUCGCCCUUCCAAUGACCCCACCCCUCCUCAUCCCAGCAAUGCAAAUGCACCUGCUCAACUGCAACUCGGCAAACUCCCUCUCGCGACGGCUGCGUUUGAACAAGCUUAACGUAUGCAUGAUGGUCAUGGAGGAGUUUCAGAAGGUAUAUACCGUUGCGUCAAUCUAUCGAGGGAUUUUUGCAAAGGCUAUUCAGCAGUUUUAUGCACGGGAUGCGGGGGUUAUGGGGAUGCCUAGUCCUACUUGGCUUGCUGCGAAUGCGGGUGCAAGUGUGAAUGCAACCGAGCCUCCUGCCCUUGUUCCUGUGGCUUCUGUUCCCAUGGCUGUUGAUGCUGGUGCUGGUGGUGGUGACGUGCAAGCUCAAGCUGUGAGCGUCCCAUUUGAGGGAGAUUUGAACAUGAACACCGAGAUGACCAGUGAUCUAAUCGAUGCACUGGUUGACGAAGCCUCUACGUUUAACUUCUGGGAGACAUGGGGACAGUUAUGGGUUGAUCAGUGA
This is a messenger RNA of Aspergillus chevalieri, 2094 nucleotides long. Its product is annotated as Zn(II)2Cys6 transcription factor. The record is from RefSeq and is a predicted model, not a curated record. The coding region runs from base 1 to 2094 and encodes 697 amino acids. Gene Ontology annotation, molecular function: zinc ion binding; DNA binding; DNA-binding transcription factor activity, RNA polymerase II-specific. NCBI's taxonomy places the organism in Eukaryota, Fungi, Ascomycota, Eurotiomycetes, Eurotiales, Aspergillaceae. Gene Ontology annotation, biological process: regulation of DNA-templated transcription; DNA-templated transcription. The transcript has 7 exons.